This is a messenger RNA of Cyclopterus lumpus (lumpfish), 811 nucleotides long. RefSeq names its product keratin-associated protein 21-1-like. The coding region runs from base 89 to 685 and encodes 198 amino acids. The record is from RefSeq and is a predicted model, not a curated record. Lineage: Eukaryota; Metazoa; Chordata; Actinopteri; Perciformes; Cyclopteridae. The transcript is spliced from 3 exons.
UCUCUUAAGAGUUCUCACAUUUAACGCGUGUUAAAAGACAAACUGUCCUCUUUUUUUUGUUCUGUAGUUUUCAUCUGAGGUUUUCAAGAUGUUCGGACACAACCAAGGAAACCAGAACCCUCCUGGUUACCCGAACCAUCCUCAGCAGAUGCCAGGGGGAUACCCUCAACAUCCUCCAGGCACUGCACCGCCAAUGAACCCUUCUUAUCCUCAAGGUCCGUACGGGGGCCAACACGGACCCGGACCUGGUUAUGGUCCCGGACAAGGCCAAGGGCACGGACAGGGCCAGGGCCACGGACAGGGCCAGGGACAGGGUUAUGGCCAGGGCCACGGACAGGGCCAGGGACAGGGACAGGGUCACGGCCAGGGUCACAGCCAGGGCCAUGAUCAGUGCCAUGACCAUGGUCAUGGCCAGGGUCACGGUCAGGGCCAUGGCCAGGGUCACGGUCAGGGCCAGGGCCAUGGACAGUGCCAUGGCCAGGGCCACGGCCAGGGCCACGGUCACGGUCACGGUCAGGGCCACGGUCACGGUCACGGUCAGGGUCACGGUCAGGGUCACGGUCAGUGCCAUGGGCAAGGCCACGGGCACAAGCACAAGGAUGGUCACAAGCAUGACAAGUGUCACAAGAAAGGAAAGGACUGUCACGGGGCCUCCAGCAGCUCCUGCAGCAGCGACUCCGACUAGACGAGGGCUCCCGGACAGGAGGAGAGACAUCACGAGUCGGCAUCACGAAACGUUAUAAUCAAUACGUCGCUCCCUGAUUGUUUCAUCUUCCAAUGUAAUCAGAGUCUCUGACUCUCCCAUCAAUGC